UAUGACUAAGAAACAAUUUUUUGAGGUUAGGCGGAAAACGAAAGCGUUCAUCAAACGAUAUAAUUUUUUUUUAAUUUUUGGAUUGUACAAUAAAAAUAUCAAGAUGACGAUCGGAAAGAAUAACAAAAUGAUACAACAUAUUAACUACAGAGUCAGGAUAACGCUACAAGACUCUCGGACUUUCAUAGGGACCUUCAAAGCAUUCGAUAAACAUAUGAAUAUGAUCUUAGGAGAUACAGAGGAAUUUCGUAGAAUGAAAUCUAAAAACUCAAAAGUUGAGAGGGAAGAAAAAAGAACCCUAGGUUUUGUUCUAUUGCGGGGAGAGUCUAUAGUAUCUUUGACUGUGGAAGGACCUCCGCCGCCAGAGGAAGGACUACCAAGGGUACCCAUUCCUGGAGCUGCUCCCGGUCCAGGUAUUAGUCGUGCAACUGGACGUGGUAUGCCUGCAGGAAUAGGAGGAGUUCCAGUGGGACUCCAAGGCCCUGUUAGAGGAGUUGGUGGUCCUUCUCAGCAAGUUAUGACACCAGGUGGAAGAGGACAAGUAUCAGCUCCUCCACAAAUGUCUCAAGGACCUAGAAUGGGGGCUCCUCCACCAGGUAUGAUGGCUCCCCCACCAGGAAUGAUGGGUAUGCCUCCUGGCCCUAUGGGUAUGGCACGUGGUGGCCCACCACCUCCAAUGGGUAUGAGAGGCCCUCCACCUGGUAUGAUGAGAGGAGGUCCUCCAGGACCACCAAGACCAUACUAAUAUUUAAGUUCAGUGAUUCUGUAUAUUGUAAGUUCAGUCUCAGCCAUACCAAUGUUUUUGUUGGCAAAAUUCUAGAAAUAUUUCAAUUUGAUAUUGGUAGGGAAAAAAUAUUGUAAUUAAAAAUGGUGAAUUUUGUAAAUAAAAACACCAGAAAUGACUUUUUUAA
Coccinella septempunctata (seven-spotted ladybird) is the source of this 911-nucleotide messenger RNA. RefSeq names its product small nuclear ribonucleoprotein-associated protein B (gene SmB). Lineage: Eukaryota; Metazoa; Arthropoda; Insecta; Coleoptera; Coccinellidae. The record is from RefSeq and is a predicted model, not a curated record. Gene Ontology annotation, cellular component: U2 snRNP; U4/U6 x U5 tri-snRNP complex; U2-type prespliceosome. The transcript is spliced from 3 exons. Gene Ontology annotation, biological process: mRNA splicing, via spliceosome. Gene Ontology annotation, molecular function: RNA binding. The coding region runs from base 2 to 745 and encodes 247 amino acids.